AUGUUGAAGCCGGAUAUAAUCUUGACUUGGACUCCACAGGCGCGUAUUCACUUCAUUCAACCCAAACAACCUUCACAGCUAACUCACAAACCAGACUCCAUCAAGUCAGUGGCCAGCACGAUUGCCUUUGACAUGAUGACCUAUUACAAAGGAAACCUUUCUGGGCAGACCCCUGGACUUCUACCUGGUCCUCCACCAAAUCCCACCGUGACGAACGCAGGGUACUUCUGGUGGGAAACGGGGGCCAUGUUUGGCAGUCUGAUAGAUUAUUGGUAUUACACUGGCGACUCGACGUAUAACGAAGUGGUGUCACAGGGAAUGCUGUUCCAGACAGGGAAUGGUCAUGACUACUUGCCUCAGAAUCAAACAAACGGCAUGGGCAACGACGAUCAAGCUUUCUGGGGAAUGUCAGCCAUGACAGCGGCGGAAUUAGGCUUCCCAAACCCGCCAGCAGACCAACCACAAUGGCUAGCACUUGCCCAGGCAGUAUACAAUACGCAACUACCCCGUUUUGAUGACCUCUGUGGUGGCGGUCUGCAUUGGCAAGCUUACAAUAUCCUGAACGGAUACAGCUACAAGAACGCCAUCGCAAACGGGUGUUUCUUCAAUAUCGCCGCACGUUUAGCAGCGUACACUGGCAACGAUUCAUAUGCGACGCAAGCAGAGUUGACUUGGGAUUGGAUGACUGGUAUCGGUCUCCUGGACAAAGAUUACAUGAUUUAUGAUGGCUCGGAUAGCAAUAACAACUGCACGAUUAUCAAUCAUCAGCAGUUUUCAUACAACGCUGGGGUGUUUCUUCUGGGCGCGGCUACCAUGUAUAAUCAUACUAACGGCAGUGCCAUAUGGAAAGAACGAACCGCCGGCCUGCUGAAUUCCACCAUCAACGUGUUCUUCCCAAAAGGCAUCGCCUACGAAGUUGUCUGCGAGGCCUCUCUAUCACACUGCACUAUCGACAUGCUCAGCUACAAAGCAUACCUCGUUCGCUGGAUGGCCGCAGCGACCAAAGUAGCGCCUUUCAUAUACGACGACGUAAUAGACGUUGUCAAGACCUCCGCCACGGCCGCAGCGCUGCAGUGUUCCGGUGGAACCAACGGCAGAAUGUGCGGUCUCAGUUGGUCGAAAGGCACAGAGUGGGAUGGGACAUCGGGCGUCGGGCAGCAAAUGGCUGCUUUGGAGGUUGUGCAGAGCAAUUUGAUCCAGCAGGCUAAGGCGCCGUUGACGAAUUCCACAGGCGGUACCAGUCAAGGCGAUCCGAACGCUGGGAUGGGCAGCUCGUCAACACAACAGCCGGGGGCGACGAAACCGGCUACAAGGGGUGACAAGGUGGGUGCGGGGGUCUUGACGGCAUUGGUGCUUUGCGUGUUGGUUGGUACGUUGACUUGGAUGAAUAUGCCUGAGCCGAUGGGGAAAGGAGCUGGUCCAGGACCAAGAAAAGGAAAAGGAAAAGGAAAGGAGUAUCGAUCAGUACGGGGCGCUGAGCGUUCCGACUAUGCCUAG
Molecule: messenger RNA, 1497 nt
Organism: Lachnellula hyalina
Lineage: Eukaryota; Fungi; Ascomycota; Leotiomycetes; Helotiales; Lachnaceae
Product: Mannan endo-1,6-alpha-mannosidase
Exons: 3
Coding region: 1-1497 (498 amino acids)
Biological process (GO): fungal-type cell wall biogenesis; carbohydrate catabolic process
Molecular function (GO): mannan endo-1,6-alpha-mannosidase activity
Source: RefSeq, a predicted model, not a curated record